UUCUUUAUCUGACGCUGAUGAGAUUUUAAAAUCCUCCAAGUAGAAGAAAAUGUGUCCCCAAACCUUAUCAGCUGUUUUGCUUGAUCUGUGUGCGUGCUCUCUAAUCAUUUUUGGAUGUAUGUUCUUAAUUAAAUAACAUUCAUAGUUGUUUGAACCAAUAUAGUAGAGGCAAUAGCUCUGUGUACGAAGCAAUAAUUCUUCGAUGAAAUGUUUUCUUCCGCAUGGCAUACGAAGCCCUCCGGAACGUGGGCUUUCAAAAAUUAAGAUAGACUUAAUCAGUGUUUUGACGAAGUGACAUCGUGAGUUUAAGAAAGUGAGAUUGAGACGGUCUGAAUCAGAAUAUAAGCGCAACGUUAUCUCUUUGACAAGAAAGGUUUGCUUUGCGUAGUGAAAACGUUAAAGCACAAAAUAAAUAGAUGCGAUCAUUCCAAGUUGAAGCGGCGAAGAUUCACGCGGAUAGUCAAUCCCUGUGCAUCCUCCCAUCGUUGGUCGGAGUGCUGUGUUUACAUGAACUAUAAAGUGUAAUUUAUUAUUUGCAUAAAUCAGUUCAGCAAAGCGAUCAGUGCAACUAGAGAAAAUAACGCAAAUUAUUGAUUUUUGAUUAACUUCAACGACAUGGCAGAGAACAAGAAAAAAGGGCAAACUGUUAACGUUGAUCAUGUCGCUUACUAUCAUACCUAUAAGUACAAUUCACUCCAGAGGCUAAAUAAACCUAAAAGAAUGUAUGGUGUCAAGCGCGUCAUAGCGUUCUGUAUACUCACUGCAAUUCUUCCAGCGUCGCUUAUAAUACUACCACUGUAUCUCAGGCACACCGUUUUCGCAGCUGUAGUAUAUUCUAUUGCCGAGUCGGAUAUAAUUGAAAUCCGAGAUGGAAUUUCAUCGGUUUUCUGUCAACGCCAUCUUUUGGAAAUGAACACCAGCUUCAACGCAUUCCAGUUGAAUCAGAAGCCGGAAAUCUCCAAAAAUCGUAAACAUAUACGUCUGAAGAAAUCUAUGUCCCUACCAGAUGAUACAUUGGAAUACUGGGGAUUCUAUUUGCUGAAAGGAGCAACAGUGGCAUUGAAGGUUUGCUCGAGGUAUGAUGGAUCGCGGAUAUUGGUUGUGAAAGGAGAGAGGAAUCUAAGGACUUGUGGGCUUUUGGAGCAUAAUAAGAACAAGGUAGGAACCCAUUUCAAUAACGAGCAUGGCCAGGUAUUGGUGACGUUCGAGUCGGCUGCAGAAAUUGUGGAUUCUUCCGGGACCCUUAACGAUAAAUCGAAUGGCUACAUACCUCCAGACGCUGGAAAUCAUGGUGGGGAAGAUUUAUCUGAUGAAGAAAUGACAGCAGAUGAGAACCGAAAUCCCACUGGGAAGCGAAUUGCUCUGACAAACACUCCUAACCAUCUCAAACGCGUACCAGAAUCUAAAAAUCAGUUAGUCGACAGGAACCGGGAAGAUGUGAGCGGUGAUUCACAGGAUGAGAAAUACACAACGCGUUCGACACGUCGACCUGUUAGAACAACAACGUUUGGAUCAACCGCCGAACUCGCUGAGAAUAAAACAAAACGCAAUCUCAGACAAAAGCCAAAACCAACAUCUACAGUUGAUGAAAUGACCCCAAAUGAUGACCAACGAAUGCAACGCAGGAGACGACAUCAUGGUAAGCAUGGACAUCGAUCAAAGGCUAUCAAAGAUACAAAUCGUAGGCAGGAACCAUUAGAGCCGAAUGGCGAGAGAAGGAAGCGUGAUACUGUUUAUGAUCGCGCAAUAAACCAUGGUGGCAACGCAUUUAAUUUCCCAAAUAACACUUCUGAUUCGGGAUCAAGUUUCGAAAACAGCUUACUUACAUGCUAUGAUGGUGAUAUUCUUUUGGCUCAAGGAUUCCCUCCUAGUCAUUUGUGUAAAGACGUGCAAUAUCUCGAAAAUGGUAUCCACAUGGUGACGAAGCACGAGGUUGCAUCCGAUGGUUAUUAUUAUUAUAUAUUCUACAGCGAUAAUGACUAUGUGCAGAACGAUAUUCACGCUGUCUUCGAUAUAUACAAACCGACUUUCCAGUACUCCAACAUAUCUGAAUCGAAAGGCUGUGUGAACAGUACAAAUUGUUCGUUCCCUAUACCUUUCUGGUCGGACGAGCGUGUGAUCGUAGAAGUUCCAACUAGGGAUGGAAUUGAACAUGAGGAAGACGAUAUAACGUUGUUAAUAUCAACAUGCCAGCCACGGAUGGCUAUCUACGUCAUUUUUCCCAUUUCUGUUCUUUUCCUUGUGCUGACAUGUGCUUUCUUGUAGAAAGUUCACUUUGAUCAAAUUGUUAUAGGAGAUUCAAAUGGCAUCAGAUGAUAAAUGAAGUUUUUUUAACGUUAUGCAUUUGAAUCAAUGAAUGUUCAUUUCCUUGAAAAAAGUUUUCCGCAUAAAUCUGUGAAACUUAUUCCAAAUACGUAUAUCUCUUUUUUAUUUUACUUCGAGUUGUGCCAUAAAUACGUUUGAAUUUGACUUCAUUAUUUUCUAUCUUCUCGAUGUGCAGAUUUUUUUUUACUGUCCGUUAAAGUUAGAUUAAAGAUGUAAGUUUUAGAAUAUUGUAAAUUAAACAUAUCACUAUGAAGUAUUCGUUUGUAUGUUGUCAGUAUAUAAUAUAUGCUAUGUUGUGAGAUCUUCAAAUGCUACGAAUUUCAACAUUGGGUUUAAACAGGCAAUCUUCCAACAUAGAGUUAAGCACCAUAAUGAUAACUUAGCGCGAUUUGCUCAGGUGACGUCGAUCAAAAAUUAACAGACUAGUCUUCGUGAAUAAGGUAAAUAAGUACAAUGAGAUGUAGACAUGUCAGAAAUACGACAUUACAUAAUCAGACGAAUUUAACUUCAGAGGCUAUAGAAGAGUGAAAUAGUGAUUACGGAUAACAUAUAUAGUAUUUAACUUAAAUUGAAAGUAGUGGUUGUAAAUUGCAAUAGAUAUUAAUUGGAUUGAUCGAACAAACAACAAUUGUGAUAAAUAAACAUAUUACAUAUUUGAAUUAUACAACUUCAAUUUUAUGUUACACAAAGUAAAUAAAAACAACUUUUGUUACAAUUUUCUUUUGGGGAA
Molecule: messenger RNA, 3055 nt
Organism: Toxorhynchites rutilus septentrionalis
Lineage: Eukaryota; Metazoa; Arthropoda; Insecta; Diptera; Culicidae
Exons: 3
Coding region: 616-2265 (549 amino acids)
Source: RefSeq, a predicted model, not a curated record